Telopea speciosissima is the source of this 1939-nucleotide messenger RNA. RefSeq names its product peroxisomal membrane protein PEX14. NCBI's taxonomy places the organism in Eukaryota, Viridiplantae, Streptophyta, Magnoliopsida, Proteales, Proteaceae. Gene Ontology annotation, biological process: protein import into peroxisome matrix, docking. The transcript has 13 exons. The coding region runs from base 125 to 1828 and encodes 567 amino acids. Gene Ontology annotation, cellular component: peroxisomal membrane; peroxisomal importomer complex. Gene Ontology annotation, molecular function: signaling receptor binding. The record is from RefSeq and is a predicted model, not a curated record.
CGUCUGUUUUCUGAUAUGCUCCGAUAUGGGCAAAAAUCUCUGAAGCCUCCGUCUCCCGUUCAAUUUCCCCAAAUUUAACAUCUUCGUCUUUUGGAGAGAUCAGUUUAUUCAAAAGAAAGUCAGUAUGGGUUCUGAAUCUGCGACUCCCCCAAACGUUUCAGAUGAUAAACCUCAAAACCAAGGUUCAGAGCUUCAGAAACCUAUGGAUGGAAAUGGGCAAGAUGUCAAGGGAGAGACUCAGAAAGAAACUUCAUCAAAAUCAGUGUUUGUGAACUCAGAACCGAUGAGAGAGGAACAAGUGCAAAAUGCUGUUAAAUUUCUAUCACAUCCCAGAGUUAGGGGUUCUCCAGUCAUCUACAGGCGUUCUUUCCUCGAGAAAAAGGGCCUCACAAAGGAGGAGAUAGAUGAAGCCUUCAGCCGUGUACCUGAUCCGACUCCAACUGUUACAAAUGUGCAGCCGGCUACCUCAAAUCAAGAUGGCCAGUUGAAGUCAUCUGCAAACAUGCAGGCACAAGUCCCUACACAAACUCCACAACCUGCAGCAGCUGCUCCUACGGGAAAUAUUGUUUCUACAGUGGCAACCAUGUCAAAGUCACGGUUUCAUUGGUCUCAUGCUGUUCUUGCUGUAGGUUUGCUUGCUGCUUCUGGAGCCGGAUCUGCCUUGUUUUUUAAGCAUGCUAUUGUCCCUAGGUUGAAGUCUUGGAUUAAAAAGGUUGUUUUGGAAGACGAAGAAGAACGUGAUGUUGUGAAGAAAAAUAAUUCAAAACCAAGUUUAGCUGAAGAAGCUGCAUUAGCUGCAAAGGCAGCUGCAGCAGCAGCUGCUGAUGUGGCCAGAGCAAGUCAGGAAAUGUUGAACUCCAAAAGUGAAGAGAAGAAGUACUUUGAGGCCUUCAGAAGUCUGUUGGAUGUCCAAGUAGAGGAAAUAAAGUCUAUGAGUAAUGCUAUUCGAAAAUUGGAAGCUACAAGUGACAUUGGUCUUUCAUCAAACAAGCAAGUAGUAGAACAUAUUCAAUCUGCAUCAUCGAAUGGGCCAACAAACACAUCUUGGAAGACCCCGCUGGCUGGCCAAGAAAAUUCUAGAGGUUCUGGUUCACUCACAAAUUCAAUGCAAUCGAAAGUGAAUGGUACAUCGGACUUUGACUUAGGCUCAGUGAGGCCUUCAUCAACACCUGCAUCUAUGGAGCCUUCAGUUGCACCACAUCCAAAAUCAUAUAUGGAGAUAAUGGCUAUGGUGCAACGAGGGGAAAAACCCCCAGGGAUCAGAGAGAUAAACGAUCUGCCUCCCAACCCUAAUCAACUACCGUCGAAUCCUCGAUUAGCACCUAGAGCAAAGCCAUGGGAGGUAGGUCAGGCUCAAAACAACCCCAGCUUUGGUUCUCUGUCCCAUACAAAUGGUGAAAGCUCGAGCUCCAAGGAACAAGAGAGCAGGUCUGGUUCUCAGUUGAAUGGUUACGGUUCAGAACCUUGGUGGCAACGGAAAAACGUGAGGAUCACAGAAAUUGAAUCUGAGGAUGAUCCAAAGACAACCUCAAAUGGCGCAGUUGGAGUGACUAAACAGCAGGUGCCUCAGCGUGUGUGGGUUCCACCCCAGCCACCGCCUGUUGCGAUGCCUGAAGCUGCUGCUGCAAUCCGACAGCCAAAACCCUUGAUUCAGAAAGAACAAGCAAGCAAUGAUCAGAUAACUGUACACCCUUCAGAUGACAUUGAUGAGUUACAGAAGGUCACAAAAAUCUCAGAAUCAGGAGGUCAACUGGAAAUCAAUGGUGAGCGUCCAACCCUGGACUCAUAUGAGAUACAGGAGCAGGAAAUAACUGCUGAAGGAAACUAAAAUGAGACCAGACUUCAAUCAGCCUGUGGUGCUACCCAUGACUUACAGCUUAAGCAACUUUCAUGCUUAAAUUAAUCACAGUGAUGGACAUGGUAUAUAAUAAUUUUGAUU